AUGGGUCGAACACUACGCAUUACAGACUUCUACGAAUGCAAACCUAUACCAUCUCAAGUUGCCCAGUUUCACCGACAGCUCUUGUCAUGGGCGAUAAUAGAGCUCAGCUCCGAUCCUAAGACCUUGGCGAAGGCGAUGAGGUCGCCGAUUUUGAUCAGCGCUCUCAACGGUCUCCGCCCUGGCUACCGAGGAAUGCAGCUAAAAACGUAUGAAGACGUCAAAAGACUCAUGGAAGACAUCUACCAGGAACUGAAGUUCCAGUCGAUCACCUACAUUCUCACUUCCGCUUGUGUAUGUUCCAGUGGCAAUGAGAGCGUUCAUGCGUUUGGAUCAAUCAUCCAUGUCCGUAAAACCCCAGCGCUGGACCUCACUAAGGUGUGCUCGGAGGCUCAGAAGGCGAAAUCAUCGUUCAAGGUUCUCCCUAAUACUCUGCCCCCGGCAAUUGUGGUGAAGAAGGUUCUCGAUCAACCGUUUGCUUACUAUGAUUUGGGUGAGUUCAUGUUCCCGAGCCAUGUUUUUGACAAUGACCUCGAGACGAUCACUACAAUCACUGGUGAGGUGGUACAACGGAGGCGCUCAGAUGGCAAGAAGGAGCCGAUCCGUAAUAUUGGUCAAUGGUGCGAGUGCUUCGUGCGCUAUGCGGUAACUCUUCAACUCUCUGAUAGAGGCCGUAAAGAGGUAGACUUCGGUACAUUGUUCUCUUAUUUGGCUCACGUCUGUGCUGCAUUUGAGGUCCACCCGUAUCAGGCAGUUAUACAGGCAGAGGCGAAGUAUCGACGGACCGGUGCCAUGGCGGUCGCUAGUGGAGUAAUAACGAUGGAGAAGUUGUUCGGUGAAGAGACUUAUCUUCGUCCAAGGUUGGACAUGGAGAUUGGCUCGGUACUCAACAAUCGAGACUAUUCCCCUGGUAAAGGCAAGGGUUUUGGCAAAGGGAAAGGGUUCUAA
This is a messenger RNA of Perkinsus marinus ATCC 50983, 945 nucleotides long. RefSeq lists its product as hypothetical. The transcript is spliced from 2 exons. The record is from RefSeq and is a predicted model, not a curated record. The coding region runs from base 1 to 945 and encodes 314 amino acids. NCBI's taxonomy places the organism in Eukaryota, Perkinsozoa, Perkinsida, Perkinsidae.